Messenger RNA from Pollicipes pollicipes, 2368 nucleotides. RefSeq names its product T-box transcription factor TBX22. The transcript has 7 exons. Gene Ontology annotation, biological process: cell fate specification; regulation of transcription by RNA polymerase II; positive regulation of DNA-templated transcription. NCBI's taxonomy places the organism in Eukaryota, Metazoa, Arthropoda, Thecostraca, Pollicipedomorpha, Pollicipedidae. The record is from RefSeq and is a predicted model, not a curated record. Gene Ontology annotation, molecular function: DNA-binding transcription factor activity, RNA polymerase II-specific; RNA polymerase II cis-regulatory region sequence-specific DNA binding. Gene Ontology annotation, cellular component: nucleus; chromatin. The annotation marks the transcript as partial.
CCCGCCUGCACAGGCCGCGGACAGGCGCGGCAGGCGAGCAGCCCCUCCGCCUGUCCUGGCCCGGGGUCAGGCGCAGGCGAGGGGCGGAAGGACCUGCGCCUGUCAGAGCUCCCCAUCACGGCCGAGCUCUGCUCCCGGGACCUGUGGCUCGAGUUCCACGAGCACGACACGGAGAUGAUCAUUACCAAGAUGGGCAGGCGCAUGUUCCCGACGGUGAAGGUGCGCCUGCACGGACUGCAGCCGUCCGACUCGUACAUCGUGUACAUGGACAUCGUGCCCGUCGACGACAUGCGCUACCGCUAUGUGUACCACAGCUCCGAGUGGGCCGUGGCUGGCCCCGGCGACACCUUUAGCUGUCGCAACCGCUACAUCCAUCCGGACUCGCCGGCCUCGGGCCGUCUCUGGACCUCGCAGGGCAUUGUCGCCUUCGACAAGCUGAAGCUGACCAACCGGAGGCACUCAUGUGGACCGUCGCAGAUAUCAUUGCACUCGAUGCACAAGUACCUUCCACGUGUGCACAUUCAGCGGACCAGUGACCUGUUAACUCCAGCUGAUCAGCAGAUCGACCCGAAAAGGUCACUGACCUUCUCAUUCCCGGAGACGGAGUUCAUCACCGUCACUGCGUAUCAGAACCAGGAGAUCACUCGUCUGAAAAUAGCCAGCAAUCCAUUCGCGAAGGGUUUUCGCGACAUCCCUGCCACAAAAAGGGCUCACUCACCCAGUUCGGAGAGUUCAAUCGACAGCAGGGUGAGCCAGCGUGGUUCGAAAAAGACGCGUCCGGUAGCGCCUCCAAGCGGUGAUCUGUGGAACUAUCGGUACACCCUGCCUGCCGUCCCGCAGCCCCUGCUCUGUAUCGACCCGUUCGCUCCGUUCACUCUGCUGCGGUCGUACCACCUGCAGAUGCACGGCUGCCAGGAGGACGGGAGGUGACGCAGAGCCGAGCACGUUCGCUCGCGGUGACGUCACGCGGUCGCGCGGUCUCGUCCCGAGCUGAACACGGCAAGCGCGGUGGCAGUCUGGGAAUGUACGCGCUUGACGUGUUCGCAUCGGCGAUAUCUCCAGCGCGUCUCCGAAAACGAGAACUAGCAGAAUAUGUGCAAAUGUGCAAUGAACAAGGUGUGUGUUCCUCGGUGUUAUUUGUGGCGGAGUUACGGUUCACGCCGUGAGCCUCAAACGUCCGCGAUUCAGGCGUGAGGCAGAGAAGGUGAUAAAUGGAUAAGCAGCGCUCGUUCAGUUGAAGACGAGUAAAGCACGCUCCGGAAAGGCGACGAGAAUAAUUUCAGUGGCUUGUUAUAAGUAGGGUUGUUGCUGUUGCCAGCAGCCCUUCGCUCGCGGAAUGUCGCAAUGUUUCCCGCCGCCAUCCCAGAAAAACAUUGCAAAAAUUCCACAACAUUUAUUGAUUCCUCAUCAUCGUCGAUUAUGCCAGUGUAGGAACACAAGCUGUUUUGAGAUAUGAGCAGCUGUACCACACCACAGCCAUAGCGAGCGUCACAGUGAGAUGGUCACAACAUCCACGUUCGGUUCCCCCUCCGUGUGUUGGCUGACGGCUCCCUACGUGAAGUACCGCCCCAUGCCUCGGUACACGCCACUGGCCGAUAAUGCCGCCACGCGGCCGAGGCGGCAGUGAUGCCGCUGAAUAGCUCGUCGUUUGAAUACACAUUUGUGAAAUUGGGCAGCGUAAGACCCCUGUUUGUAUCGCCACCAAAUCAGCUUGCGGGUAACGUCACUGGACUCUCGGACUCCCGUACUGCGGGUAGCUUGAGAACAGAUCAGGGGCCCGCCCCGUGAUCUCAUGGUUUUUCCUAUUCCAAACGUUCUCGAAGCUGGUUACUGCGUGCUUCAGCGUCCAAAUAACUGCCAAUUUCCAAAAGGGAAGGGAUAAUAUUACACUGAAGGGCCGUGUUGGGUGAUGGAAGCACGUUGGCGCAAUAUAAAGGGCUGGAUGUGACUUUAUAACCUGACACUGGACAACGCACAUCACGUUAGGCGGGGAUGCAUGCGAUAAUUACAAGGAACAUCUCACGCGAGCUCAAAAGUUGAAAAGAGCAAGGGGAGCGGCCACUUAAUCUUGAGGGGAGCGGCCACCUAAUACCGUCAUUGGUGGAACUAUCUUAAUAUUUGAAUGGACUCAGGCCCCUGAACUUGAACGUAAGCACCCUGCGUGCUCUGUCGGCACUAGCUGGCGCCUUGAAGUACAACAUCGAUGGUGCUGAAUUACGAUGGCUUUGUUUACGGCAUUGCUGUAACCACAUGCCGAUUCUAAAACCGCAGCUUUGAUGCCUCGUGAAUGACGAACUCUCUGGUCGUGUAUGUCAGCCAGGUUUGCAUUUAGGUAUCCGCUUGAGUACGCCUGUCCUAAAAUAAACAU